Saccostrea echinata is the source of this 2560-nucleotide messenger RNA. RefSeq lists its product as uncharacterized. The transcript is spliced from 11 exons. Gene Ontology annotation, molecular function: RNA polymerase II cis-regulatory region sequence-specific DNA binding; DNA-binding transcription factor activity, RNA polymerase II-specific. Bases 115 to 2208 code for a protein of 697 amino acids. Gene Ontology annotation, biological process: regulation of transcription by RNA polymerase II; anatomical structure morphogenesis; cell differentiation. The record is from RefSeq and is a predicted model, not a curated record. NCBI's taxonomy places the organism in Eukaryota, Metazoa, Mollusca, Bivalvia, Ostreida, Ostreidae.
AUGAAACGAACAUCUUGUUUUUGUAAUAUAUAUAUACACAGCUGCUUGUAAAUAAUUCUGGAUGGUGUUCGUGACAAAGAUGGAAGUGUAAUAGCACUGGCAAGUACAGGCAAAAUGAGUUUUACCAAUGAUACUAGAACUAUUCCUGCAGUGUCCAUUAACAUUCAUAGUUCCACCCCUUUUCAUGGAUUCAAACGCAUUGAACUUGCCAAAAGAUCAAGGCCCAAACGAAAGCUAAAAUUCAAUGGUCAGCAUUUCACUCUCACCCCAGUUAAAGAUUGUGAUGAGGAAAUGCAUUUUCUGAAAAUCAUCACAAAAAAUGAUCAGAAGAGAAUCCAUGUAUACCCAUCCAUAAAGUCCAAAAAAAAGUACAGGAAGAGGAAAGACAAAAAGAAACUAAGACAACAGUAUUCCAUCGAUCCUAUGAUACAGAUAGAUGAAGAUGAUGAUUAUGAAUCAGAGGAUGAAGAAAUGAAGGAAGAGAGAAAGAAAAGUAUCCAAGAAAAAAUUGCCAAUGGAAAAUUCUUGUUUACCAGAAAAGAAGAAAAAGAUAUACACGAGAGGGCAGAAGACUUUUGUAGGAGUGUAACUGCAGAUAUAUAUCAUUUUGUGAAGCCUGGAAACUCUGACUUAUAUUGUCCAGAACCUUGUUACGUAGUAAAUGUGGAUGGAUCUGUGAAGGAGUGCCCCCAGCCAACAAAACGGAAGAGGGGGACCUAUCUGAUGGACAGUUGUUAUAUUACAAAUCAUGAUUUUCAUGAUCCCUACGACAACACAAAAAUGCUGCCUACUGGUACCAGACUGUUGAGGCCAUCAAGAAAGUUAGUGGAAAUUGUGGCAAAAGUACUACAGGACAGUCCAGAUGGCCUACUACAAGUCCCCCAGAUCUAUGCUGCUCUACAGAACAAGUAUCCUUAUUACAGAUACAUGGACAAACCUAGCAUCAGCAGCUGGAGGUCCUCAAUUCGACAUGCUUUGUACCAGAAGUGGUUUAAGAAGGUCAAGUUUUCUGUGACACAGAUCAGAUGUAAAGGUUCCUAUUGGGCCCUUAACACUGACAUUGAUCCACCAACAUUGAAGCAACCUGACAAUGAAAGGUCCCCCCAGUCAACAAAGAACAACGAUUCAGCAACUGAAGAACAUAAUCCUGUUCCUAAAAGAAAAAGGAGAUCAAAAAAGAAGAAAAAUGAAGGGAUGUGUCGAUUGCAAUUCAAAUCCAAUGGAGAGCUGUUAGAAAUGAAAGAAGAUACAAAGGAGGCAUGGAAUCACAAUGUUACCAACAGUUUGCAGGCACUUCUAAAGGUAGCCAAACAGUAUGGACUUAAGAUAUCUCUUACUGCCACCCCUGUGGGAGGGGACAGUGAUGUGAGACAGAGUCCAGUAUAUCAAUGUGACCCAAUCCUCUCCAGCUGGCCUUCAGCUUGUCUAACUGCAACUGGUGGACCGAUAAAUUCUUUUUGUGAUAGUGACCUAAUGUAUGCAAACUAUUCACCUUCAGCAAUAGACAACCAAGACUUUGAAAAAGAGUUUGUUUCCAGCCCAUUACUACACAAUAUCAGCCCAUGCUUUUCCUCCAUUGAUUCAUGUUCUAAUGAAGCAAGCUCAUCCAGAUGUGACUACAAUGUGAUUCCAUCAUUUACUGGUAGUCCAUGCUCCAGUCUCCAACAUAUGCACUUAUCACAAAACAACUCAAUUCAUUCUCAGGAAAUGUUGGGCAACAUGAAAACCAUUUUCACAGAUUCAGAAACAUUGUAUGUUAAUAAAAAUGAGGAUACAAUGGACUCGUAUAUUGAUGAGCAUUUCUCAUUACAAGAAUUAGAAGACGAAGAAAACAGUGAAACUGAAGAGUUGUUUAGUGCAGUAAACUCUAUUUGUGAAAACACAGAUGAAUAUGAAAACAACAGACUGCUUGAAGGGGAUGAUAUUUUAGGGGAAAGUAACAUACUGCCGAACUUCUGCAAUAUCCCCCCAACCUCUCAGUAUGAUGACCAAAGGCUCUCCCCCUUUCCUAAUUCUGGAAAUGACUUUACACAAGACAGUUCCCUUGAUGAUUUUCUCAAUAGUGUGUUGAGAAUGGGAGGAAAUCUGGCAGACACCACAUUCAAUGAUGAAGAUCAGGUAGAGGAUGAUUCUCUUUUUGACCUCUCUUUGAUUAAUGAAGACUCCUUCUUCCAGCAUUGCCAGCUUUUUGAUGAGCUCGACAGUUAAAAUGCAGAAAAAAUGUUUGGGUAUAUUCUAGUUGCAUGAUGUUUAUUUUGUUGAUUUCAGUUUGUGUCAUUGUCUUGUUAUUAUAUACAUUUGUUGUACCUACGGGUAUUAUCUACCUUAUGUUCUUACAGUAUUAUUAUGCUAUGCUUUCAGUUCCGGCAAUCAUUAAUAUGAACAAAUUCCUCACCCACUAAAAUUGCAAAUUUGGUAAGUCGAGCAAGCAUGUGUAAAAUAUAAUAUAAUUGUUAAUGUAUGCAUGCAACUGUAGAAAGCAUGAAACAAUUUCUGCAUGUAAAAUUUCCUUAUGACAUUUAUAUUCUGAAAAUAUAUUAAAUAAACAUUUGAUAAAUAC